GUCCGCCAAUGAAAGCAGUCAACGAACGGGGGCUGCCUGCGUGAAGGAAAACGGGGGAAGCUCGGACAAGAACCGGCUGGGCUGUUGUCGGAAACUCAGCAUGCUACAGUAUAAAUGCUGAGCCUGGAGCCGAAAUACUCGCAUUUACUUCCCGCACGGCGACGGUUGACGGCCACACCCCGUUUUUUUUUUUAACCGCCCCAGAGCUCGCGGAGAAGUGCUGGCGGCUGCGGUUUGAACGCCAGCAGGGGCGGCUAGCGGGUUCAACAGCGGAGAGGAAGCGGGAGUGUCGGCUGCCUCGAGAGAGAGAGCCAUGAGAGAGUACAAAGUGGUGGUUCUCGGGUCCGGCGGGGUCGGGAAAUCCGCGCUCACCGUCCAGUUCGUCACCGGCUCCUUCAUCGAGAAAUACGACCCUACGAUAGAGGAUUUCUACCGAAAGGAGAUCGAAGUGGACUCGUCUCCGUCCGUGCUGGAGAUCCUGGACACGGCGGGGACCGAGCAGUUCGCCUCCAUGCGAGACCUCUACAUCAAAAACGGACAGGGCUUCAUCUUGGUCUACAGUCUGGUGAACCAGCAGAGCUUCCAGGACAUCAAGCCCAUGAGGGACCAGAUCAUUCGGGUCAAAAGGUACGAGCGGGUGCCGAUGAUCCUGGUCGGAAACAAAGUGGACCUGGAGGGCGAGAGGGAGGUCUCGUCCGGCGAGGGGAAAGCUCUGGCGGACGAGUGGAACUGCCCGUUCAUGGAAACCUCAGCCAAAAAUAAAACGUCGGUGGACGAGCUGUUUGCAGAGAUUGUCCGACAGAUGAACUAUGCCAACACACCAAAUGGCGACGACAAGUGCUGCUCGGCUUGUGUGAUUCUUUAAGAAAAAACAAAACAAAAACAGGACAAUCAUAAAGUUUUAUUCUCUACUCGUGUGUUGCAGCGAGUCUGUACUGUGGAGCUCGUCUUCGUGUCUCACCCUGGCCUUGGAGAAAAUUGAGGGGAGGAACGCUGCAGGGGACAGGAGCAGGUGGAAAAGGAGGAGGAGGAGGGGAGCGGCGGAGGGGAGGGUCCCACUCUUCAGGAAUUCUGCUGGGUCGGAGUUUCUGCACAAUCAAAACGUCCGCCGUCGAUGUCAGCGUAGAGUCGGAUCGAGAGUUUCAGAAAUCCCAACCCUGCUUUCUGACCGGAACUAAACCUCCUAGCGGAAAACAAAAACAAAAAAGAUAUACUUAAGAGGAACUCGUAAAAUGGGUAUUUCUGUAUGUGAAGAAGACAGGGAGAUAGAAUAUAUAUUUUGUUAAAUGACUGCACAGAGGACAACAUUUUUUAUUUUUAGGGGGGUUUUUUUUGAGGAGAAAUGCUCUACGACACUCCAAAUCCUAUGUUUUCUCUUCUUUUCCAAAGUCAAAAGAAAACCACGUACCUGCCGGUGGAGUAUACGCGACGAGUGCCACUCUUUUCUUUUUCUUUCGUCUUUCCCUCCACACUAGCCGAAGCGCCAUGGAGACGCUGACCUGAUCGCCCAUCGUGUCGAGUGCCUUUCCGAAACAAAUCAGCUGUUCAGAUUUUGUGCCAACCUGUACACGCAUCACCAAAAGAACCCUGUCGACAUGGCCAUUCACAAGCUUGUGAACUCUUCUUCGGGAUGAUUAUGUAAACCUGAUUAACGACAGCAGGUCUUAUUUUUGUUGUUAGUAGAAAAAAAAAACGGUGGAAUUCUGUUUGUAUUAUGUUGGCCGCCGCCUUUUUUUUGUUUUCUUUUUUUUGUUUUUUUUCCAUGUGACGAUUUGCAUCCUUCGGCGUCGGCUCGGUCUGGCCAGAUUUCUUUACUGUUGAAAUGCACAGGUACUGAAACCAACCUCGGUGUCGUAACAAUGCACAACACUUAAAACUUUCGUUUACUCAAAGGAAUCCCGUUUGUUCUGUUUUUUUUUGUUGUUUUUUUUUUUGAUGAUGUUAUUGUUGUUUUCAAACAGGAAAUGUGAAGAUGUACCAUUGACGAAUCUAAACCGAUUGUAAGUUUAAUUUCAAAUCAGCCAUACGACAGUCGGCUGUUUUAAAGACAAUUCUUUUAAUACAAUUUACAUUUAAAAAAAAAAAAGAAUUGAGACUGCUUU
Molecule: messenger RNA, 2102 nt
Organism: Poeciliopsis prolifica (blackstripe livebearer)
Lineage: Eukaryota; Metazoa; Chordata; Actinopteri; Cyprinodontiformes; Poeciliidae
Product: ras-related protein Rap-2b
Exons: 2
Coding region: 314-865 (183 amino acids)
Biological process (GO): Rap protein signal transduction; negative regulation of cell migration
Cellular component (GO): plasma membrane
Molecular function (GO): GDP binding; GTPase activity; GTP binding
Source: RefSeq, a predicted model, not a curated record